AUGCUGGCGGCGAGGGGAGCUGUUGCGAGGGAGGGCGAUACGGUCCUUCUCCUCCGCGGCCACUUCAACCUCACACCGCUUGUGCUUCGGUGCGGCGGGCUGCUUCACUGCAAGGAGGGGAAAUUCCGCCACGACGACAUCAUUGGCCAACCGCUUGGGACGCGGGUCACGGGGCAGAGCAACUUCAAGGGCGACACUUCCAGGCCCCCCAGCCUGCUCGUCCUGCAAAAUAGUGCGGACCUGUGGACGCAGGCGGUGCCGCACCGCACACAGAUUAUUUACGACACGGACAUUGCCGUUAUUAUCUUUAACCUGAGGCUGGGGCCGGGGUGCCGCAUCGCCGAGGCGGGCACGGGAAGUGGGUCGCUGACGCACUCCUUCGCCAAAACCGUUGCUCCCAACGGCACUGUUUACACUUUUGAUUUUCACAAGGGUCGUUGCCUAGAGGCACGGCAGGAGUUUCGGCGCAAUGGCCUACCAGCAUCCCUCGUGACAUGCAACUGGCGCGAUGUUUGCAGCACUUCGUGCGAGAGCGGUGUUAUGGCUGGCGUGGAGGAGGAAAUUGGUGCAGGCACCGAUCCCAAGCACGGCUUUGGCCUCCCUCGACACCACGUGGACGCCGUCUUUUUGGAUGUUCCAGCGCCGUGGCUCGCAAUCGAGAACGUUCUUCAGGUGCUGCGACCAGGUGGCAUGCUGUGCACCUUCUCUCCCUGCAUCGAGCAGUCACAGCGCACGGCGCAACGACUGCGGGAGGAGCCGUUUGAGUUUAUUGACAUUCGCACCGUGGAGGCGCUGACAAAAUACUUUAAGCCAUCCUUUAAGCGUGGCCGUGAGGAGGAUGGACGGCCGUCCCGUCCCAAGCUACGCCCUGCACUGGUGUCAAAGGGUCACAGUGCCUACCUCACUUUUGCACGGCGGCGACUCGAGCGCCUCCCCGGACUCGACGCUGAGAUCGAAGAACGAAACGACGGCAAUCCCUCAAGCGGCGAGGAGGAAAACACCGCAAGCUGA
Molecule: messenger RNA, 1011 nt
Organism: Trypanosoma rangeli
Lineage: Eukaryota; Euglenozoa; Kinetoplastea; Trypanosomatida; Trypanosomatidae
Product: putative tRNA methyltransferase complex subunit
Exons: 1
Coding region: 1-1011 (336 amino acids)
Biological process (GO): tRNA methylation
Cellular component (GO): nucleus; tRNA (m1A) methyltransferase complex
Source: RefSeq, a predicted model, not a curated record